Molecule: messenger RNA, 3257 nt
Organism: Chelonia mydas (Green sea turtle)
Lineage: Eukaryota; Metazoa; Chordata; Testudines; Cheloniidae
Gene: C5H18orf32
Product: chromosome 5 C18orf32 homolog
Exons: 3
Coding region: 1888-2403 (171 amino acids)
Biological process (GO): positive regulation of canonical NF-kappaB signal transduction
Source: RefSeq, a predicted model, not a curated record
CUCCAUCUGUAACAACAGCCACCAACUUUUCAAAAAUCUGCAACUGCCUCAACUACACUGAAAAUAUCUGGACCCUUUGUUAUGUGUAAUGAGGUUACCUUUUUCAGUUCUUCGUGCAGAUGAAAAUCACUAUUAACCCAAGAAGUGCACAGCCCCUCCCUCUAACACAGGAGUGGGCAAACUUUUGGAUUGAGGGCCACAUCAGGGUUUCAAAACUAUGGAGGGCUGGGUAGGGAAGGCUGUGCAUCCCCAAACAGCCUGGCCCUCGAUCUCCAUCUGCCCUCAACUGCCCCCCUCAGAACCCACCACCGAUCCAACCCCCCCAAUCCUUGUCCCCUAACUGCCCCCCUGGGGCCCUACCCCUUAUCCAACCCCCUGACCCCUAACCACACUCUGCCCCCUGACAGGCCCCCUGACACUCCCAUGCCUAUCCAACACCCCUGUUCCCUGACUGCCCCGCCCCCAAAAUCUCUACCCCAUCCAACUGCCCUCUGGGACACCCUGCCCCUUAUCCAACCUCCCCGUCCCCUUAACAUGCUGCCCAGAGCAGCAUGUCUGGCAGCUGCACCGCCCAAAGCCAGUCACGCUGCCCUGCUGCCCAGAGCGCUGGCGGCGCAGUGAGUUGAGGCUAUAGGGGAGUGGGGACAGUGAGGGCUGAGGCCCCACUGAAAGAGGAAGGGUUGGGGUCAGGGCUCCUGCUUGUGUCCCACUUUUGCCUUUUGAAAAGGUGGUAACCCUAUUCCCAUUUCCCAAGCAUUGAACAGCACUACUGAUAUGGUGCCUAAUGAGACUGACCUCCUUUACAAAGUGCUUUAAGGCAGCUGUUGUCAAACUGUGGUCCACAGACCAUUCCCUCUAAGGUGCGUGCCUGGGUGGCUGCACAGAGAGAACGAAGGGCCACCCACCUAAUUAGUGGAGCGGCGCAGGCAUGCCUUCACUAAUCAGGUGCCUGGACCCUGGAGAAGACGCACAUGUAAGGUGAGGUGGUGGCCUUGGGGGAAAUAGGGGGUAGGUGAGAGGGGGCAGUGGGUGAGAAGAGGGACUGGGGGGAAUUUGGGACGUGCAGGGCUGGGGCAGCCAGAGAAAGAGGCGACUUUCCCCAGCUCUGGGGCUGUGGCUGCUGUGGAGAGACCCUCCUCCUUCCCAACCCCAGCUCGGGGGCGGCCGCGGCAGGGGAGAAAGGGCACAUCCGUCGCACUAGAAAGGUAAGAGUACGGCUAUUAAAAUAUCAGUUGUGUGCUUUUAUUUGUAGAACAACAAAAAAAAUGCUUAUUAAGGUUUUUUUAUCUAGAGCUUUUAUCCAAAGCGCUUUACAAUAGUGGGUUAAGGGUACACGCAUUUAGAAAGGCCCUUAAGGGGUCCGCCGAGACCCGCAGCAAUUUUCAAGUGGUCCGUGGGGCGGGGGGGAGUUCGAGACCCACCGCUUUAGGGGAUGACAAGGGGCAAGAGCGAGGCCCGAGGGUCAACACCUGCCUUCCCGCUUCCGGUCGGCUCGGGGACCUCUCCGGGAAAGCCGAGGCUCGCUCCCAGUGGGCAUCCGAAGGUGAUCACGUGGACCACGCGCGCGCGCGCACACAGAGUGAUUGUGACGCAACUAAACGCCAGUGAGGGGGGGCGUACAAUGACCUGGCCGGCGCUGCGGGGAGACGCCGCUCUAGCGUUGCACGCGCUGGGGUCGGUAGCUCCUGUUUUCAGUUCCCUGGCGGCUCAGCGGAACUGGGGGGGCCGCUCCGCGCCGCCUCUAGACUCUCCCUGGCCGCGGCUCUUGGCGCUCCCGGCCGGCUCGGGACACAGCGGGCGGGGGCAGAAACGGUCCGGACGCCGCAGCUUCGGCCGCUGACGCUUUGUCUCUGGUGUCCUGGCGGUUGGCGGCCACGCCCGCCCCUCAUGUUUUGCGCACGUGAUCAACGGGGCUCCUUUUCCCAUUGGCGCUGGGCCGGCGACGUCAUCAAUCCCGUCCGGAAGGCGGAAGUGAAGAGGUGGCUUCCGGCGGGGCGUCGCUCACAGCCCGGGCGGUGCUUGGCUGCGGUUGGGGUCGUUGCGGGAGGAGGAGCCGGCAGGUGGGUCCGUUGCGAUUCUGUCAGAGGAUUGGAAAGAACCAUGGUGUGCAUUCCUUGUAUUGUCAUUCCAGUUCUGCUCUGGGUCUAUAAGAAAUUCCUUGAGCCAUAUGUCUACCCUAUAAUUUCACCUUUCAUUAAGCGCAUAUGGCCUGGGAAAGCUGUGCAGGGAACACUGGCCACCAAACAAGGCCAAGGAGACAGUACUGGAACUAUUCUGGGGACUUCAACCACAAACCUAGGCCCAACAGAUGAUUCUGGAAUGUAUAAGAUUGAAAGCAAUGGGGUCGCAAAUGGAUUCACUACGGAGGGAUCAACGGAAGUUUCUGACAAGAAGACUGAUUAAAGGAACUUGUUCGUUAGGAGCUUCUCAUUGCUGCACAAUGUGAACUGGUGAUAUUGUUCCCUCUUCGAGAUUUGGUGGCCCUUCUACCUGAAAGGAAGCAUGAGUUGUUUGUAGCAGAGGGUUUCCUCUGCCACUGAAAUGUGUGAAUUUAGCAGCUUUCUCUUUAAGAUGUUUGAGAAGUUGUUUUAAACUAUUCUUAUUCCUUACUACAUUUUCCUCACUGAAAUUCUCUGCAUCUCUAAUGCAGUUCAGAUGAUAUGGUUAGAUAUCCUAGAUUAAUUUAUUUUUAUCAAUAAAUGAAGCUUUACAUGGUAAAUGUGUCAAAUUCUUAUAGUUGUCUUGUAAUUCAUCUAAAAUCUAUGUAUUUUACAACAGUUCCUGAAACUCAAACUUCAUUGUAGCUCAUUACUCUGCUCUCAGAGCCGCAUGCAAAAGGUUAGGGUUUCAUCCAGUAUAGUUUGAUGGAGUAACGUGCAAUCUCUUGCUUUAAGAGCUAUAACUCUCCCCAUCCCUGCUAAACAUGUUAUGGAUUGUACUGAGGACACCAGCAUGUUUCUUGGCAAUGCUCUGAAGAAAAUUUAUAAAAGAGAUCUCCACCUGGUAACCAAUAAGCUAGAAUAGGUGCAGUAUUUACAGGAUAUAUUUAGUUUAUUGGAAGCAGAAAGCAAGCCCGGAGGAAUGGCAGGGACAUAGCAUGAGAGAAUUACUACUUUGUGUGCAAGCUGCUGUAGUUAAGAUGGUAGAUGUCAGAAUUGUAAAAUUCAGAAUGAGUCCAGAAAAAUCUGGUUAACCUGCUUGUGUAACUUAACUAAAACAAACUGGCAUUUUAUUAAAACAUUUGUUUCUUAUAAAAA